Pseudoliparis swirei is the source of this 6556-nucleotide messenger RNA. RefSeq names its product ubinuclein 2a (gene ubn2a). The record is from RefSeq and is a predicted model, not a curated record. NCBI's taxonomy places the organism in Eukaryota, Metazoa, Chordata, Actinopteri, Perciformes, Liparidae. Gene Ontology annotation, cellular component: nucleus. The transcript is spliced from 17 exons. Bases 941 to 4705 code for a protein of 1254 amino acids.
AUUGCAAAUGUUCCAAUUUAACAAGACUGGCACAUGGGUGGUAUGUGUGUGUAAGGAGGUAAAUAACUAAAUUUGUCACUAGAGCUUUUAAAUAGGUUAAUCCAGCUGUGGAUUCUACUAACAGCGUAAAGAAAAUACAAGCAUCAACAUACAUUUUAAAUGAAUUUCCACAUGUAAGGAACAGGUCCCCUCCAGUUAAACCGAAUAUCAACAGGUGGUAAACUGCCUGAAACUGAACCAGCUGUGUUGGGCUGGUUAACAGACCGCCGACCACCUGGCUUUCAUUCUUCCGUUUAGGAUUUGAUGUUUGAGUGUGUGUGCUGGUGCAUUGUAGAAAAAUGCACAAUUCAGCACUACCCUGAAUAGACGGAAAGAAAAGCUUCCACUGAAAGCCGCUGAUUGUUAAAUUGAGACGAGGCUGAUAAUCGAUAUCUGAACAUACUGUUUCCCACAGCCUGUCCUUCACCCAGACACUUUAUAAAGGUCAUAAUAGUACUGACAGUGUUGUUAUUAUCGCUGGUUGUGACAGAGGCGGGUUUAGGAUCGGGGCACGCGGUGAUUGGACGUGACGACACCCCCCGCCCCCACCACUGUCACGAUGCUUCCGUUCUGUGCGUCAGCGCAGGCGCAGCGACCCCUCUCUUCUGAUAUUUUAUUUACUCCCGAAACCCAAGAUGGCUCCUGUGAAUGUCUCGUCCCCAUAGCAAAUUGAGGAUGCAAGUAGCUGCCGUGAAAACAACUUUCCCCCGACCGUCACCACCCCUGGAGUUCAUUUCGUAUGGUGCGGAGGAGGCCCACACAUCCGUCUAGGCACCGAGCAGCCGCCGGAGCUUCGCGAAACCCUCUUCAAGCCACCAAUUUGGAGUAGUUUCGCGAAGUAGCUCUUCUCCUCGCUGUCAGCGUCUGUCCGGAGCGAGGUUUAGGCAGGCAGCUCAUCCAAAUGGCCGAACCGAGAAAAGUGCAAUGUGUCACCCUCUCGGCCUUCGCAGCUGGCGCAGCCGCGGAGUCGAGGAAACGCCGGCUGGAGGAGGAGGCCGACUUCAACUUCGGUGGAGCCGGGGAGGUCGAGGCAGCGACCGGGGCAGGGGGGGCUACCAGCAACGGUCGGCUCGGCAAAACCGGCGACAGGGAGGAGGCUGGAGCCGAGAAGAGGGUGACGGUGCGGCUCAACCUGUCCCUGCCGGAGCCCGACGACCGCUCCUCCGCCGAGUUUAAUUACGGGGAACUCGUCCAAAACCUCCAGGUCAAGAAUAAUACUCCAAAUCUGACUACAGCGCACAAUCCCAACAACCCCUUCAAUGAUGACGAGAGAGAGCGGCUCCAGGUGGAGGCCCUGGCAAAAAAGUUUGAAAAUAAAUAUGCUAACACAGAGAAGAAGAAGAAGACCGACAGAAUGCAAGAUUUGAUUGAUAUAGGCUUUGGCUACGACGAGACAGACUCCUUUAUCGACAACGCAGAAGCUUAUGACGAGCUGGUUCCUGCCUCUUUGACCACAAAGCUGGGGGGAUUUUACAUCAACACUGGCACGCUGCAGUUCAGAGCGGCCUCCGACUCGGAGCCAGAGGAGGACAAGUUUCAGAAGCCUAAUGACGACAAGGAACAGGUGAUUGGUAAGAGGAAAAAGAAGGAAGUGAAUAACCUGGAAGAUAAGGACCCGAAGAAGAACAGAGUACCUAAACAAGGAGUUCCAGCCCUAACCCAACACCGGCCGGAGAAGAAGAAGAGGAAGAAGCUGAUGAAGGACUCUCUGUACCUGGCAGCCAUGCUUCGGCGCUUCACCCGGGAGAAGGAGGAGAUGAGGAAAAAAAGCACGAACACGGCUCAACCCGGUGUGGCAGGAGUCGUGGAUAACAAGCUACACUCCACCAAUUCAACGAACCACCUGUUGGCCUCUAACUCCACCCAUCCACAGGGCAACACAGCCACCAGCGACUUGUCACUGGCUGACCUCACCUCAGACCCCGCUGUGAUGUCACUGCUAGGAUCGGCCAACGAGAAGGAGCUGCAGGAUCUCCUAGGCGAUCUGGACUUCAGCGUGUUGGACACUGACCAGCAGCACGCCAGGGAGAACGGCAUUCUCGGAGUCGGUGUUCCGGACCUCACAGGAGCAGCAGGGGGAAGUGGCCAAGGGCGAGGCAUGGGGUCUUCCAGCGGACUGUUUCCACCGCCUCCGCUGCCCGAUGGACUGCCUGCUCCGCUUAUUAAACGCAUCGAAGACAUGCGGGCGGCCUCACAACAGUUUGAUCAAGAGGGCAGGAAGAAAUUUUUCACCUUGGACAUGAAUAACAUUCUCCUGGACAUUGAGUUGCAGGUCCAGGAGCAGCCUGCUGAUGUGCGUUUAGGCAUCUACUCGCACAUGGAGGCAUUUGUACCGUGCAAUAAAGAAGCCCUCCUCAAACGCCUGAAGAAGCUCAGUCUCAACAUCCAGGAUGACCGUUUACGGACGCCGCUGUUGAAGCUGAAGCUGGUAGUGUGUAGUGUGAUGCCAGAGCAAAUAGCCAGAUACAACAUAGACUGCAUGGCCAGGGUUGCAAAGCAGCAGUCAGAAGAGGGCGAUAAGAAUUGCUCAGAGGACGAAGAUGAGGAAAAGCCUGGGAAGAGGGUGAUGGGUCCGCGGAAGAAGUUUGCCUGGGAUGAGAAGCUCAGGAACCUGCUGUGCAGCUUGGUGCGAGUGAAGCUGAGCUGCUACGAGAUGGAGAACCAGUGCUCUCUCUCUGUGGAGGACUACCUCAAGGCCUUCUUAGAGAAUGAGGUCAAACCACUAUGGCCCAAAGGCUGGAUGCAGGCCAGGAUUUUGCUCAAGGAGAGUCUUGCCGUUCACAGUCACCUCACUGGAAACCUAGUCAAGAGGAGAAUGGUGCCUGGGCCCAAGGCCAAAGCCAAGGAGGGUCUUUGGAUCCACAAACCAACUCUCACGAUGACCUCCACCUCCGGAUCCGCUCUGACCUACUCCCGCCAGCCCCCCUCCUCUUCAUCGCCUCCGGAGCCCAUCUGUCUGUCGGACUCACUGGAUGAGGAUCUGACCGCUCCCUCUCUGGACUCCAUCUCCCAUGCUCUGGCCCUCCUCAGCAAUGCAUCUAAGGGCCUGGCCCUCUCAGACAGUCCUUUGUCGCCACCGCCCCUUCAAAUGCCCACCUCCUCUCCUCCCCCAGUCACCCCUCAUUACCCAUCAGCCUCUCAGCUCUCUGCCUCCAUUGCAUCCACAAUGCAGCAGCAUUGCCUCUCUAAGGUGGAGGCCGCUCCGCUGCCGUCUGCUGGGAACUUGCCAACAACAACGCUACUAACCUCCUCUUCUACCUCCUCGUCUCCCGCUGUUUCCUCCUUGGCUUGUGUGCAGGCAGCAGGCCUGUCGCUGGCCUCCAGGACUGCAGUCGGUCCUUACGGCCUGAUUAAAGCAUCUGGCACCAUGGGCCAAAUCCCGACUCAGAGACUUGUUACCAUGGCAUCAUCCAAUCACAGGCCAAGCUUGGUGAUGGGUGUGAGUGGCAAGAUGCAUCCAUACCCGGCCCCAUCGCCCCUGAAGCAGCGGCCUCCUCCCACCGCUUCCCCACUGCUGCCUCCCCAUCAGAAGGGCUUUGUUAGCCCGUCGGGGAUACUGGGAGCUAUAGGAUCCCCUCAAGGAUUGGCCAAGAGCAGUGCUAAAGCCAGCGGUAGCAACGGCAGCAUGAGCAGCGGCAUCACGCCUUCUUCCUCCCCCUCCUCACUGUCCCGCUCUAACUCUAGCACGCACCCUGGCUUGCAGUCCUUCUGUCCUCCCUCCCCGGUGGCCUCUUCACCGUCCCUUACCUCCCAUACCUCACACGCCUCUCAAGUUAAAUCCCACACGCAUCAUCACCACCACCAGGCCAACUUCAUCACACCCAUGCAGGCCACCCUCACCAAGUCCUCCCACAGCAGCAACUCCUCUCCCAUCAUCAAGCUCACCCCUCGGCCUCCUGCACCCACUCCACCUCCCACCUCCUCCUCACCCUCCCCGUCAUCGUCGCCCUCGCAUCCGCUCUCCCAUCAAAUGAUCCUCAGCCAACAGCAACAACACCAGUAUUCUCCCAAAACCCCCAAAACGUUUCGCCCCCCCUUCAGUGUAUCGGGCGGUGGGCAGGUGAAGCAGUCGCAGUGCAGCUACAGUUUCGCUGGAGGCCAGAAGGCUCAGUCCACGACGAGCAACAGCAGCAUCAACAACAGCCCCAUCAACAAGGGAGUCAUACCAACCGUGUGCAGUCGCCCAGACAAAACUCCCCUGUCUUCUGCAUCUUCAGUCUCGGCCAAUCACGGGCAGAGGCAGAGGGCGGUGGGUGGGGGUAACCAGAGCUCAAAGGCAGGAAACGGUUGGGCUGCCUCAGGAACUUUGGCCACGUCCUCUACAACAUCACACCUCUCACAGGUAUCAACAGCAGGCACUUCCCUCCUGGGCAGCCCCUCCACUCUGCCCCUGGGCUUUGGGAUGUUGGGAGGCCUGGUGCCAGUCUCGUUGCCCUUCCAGUUCCCCACGUUGCUCAACUUCAACCCUGCAGGAGCCUCGGUGGUCGCUGGCAUGGGCUCAGCCGCCAGCUCCAACUCAGGAUACACCCUAGCACAGAGCGACCUGAUGGAUCUGUACAAGAGUCUCCAGUCAGGGGCGCAGGCUGCCCUACCUCCUCACUUGCAGCUUGCUUUCUCAGAUGCGAACCAAAGCCAGGGGGCAGACAUGAAGAGGAAAUCCCACUGACCAAUGACAGUGCAGGAGGCCGACACCAGUGGAGUGACAUCACAGCCUCCUGGACACAUCCCUCAAUAGGAAUCUUCACUCUGAUUGGCUGACGCGUGAUAUGGUAUGAGGGGGCGGGGCUCCACUGCCUCUUUUAAAAUGGACCUAAAGGAGAAUAGGUUUAUCCUCGCCUCAAGUGGCAAUGAUGAAUUCAUUUAACUGUUUUCUAAUGAACCGGGUACGAGAAGAAGACUGAGUGAAUGAUGAGAACGCUUUUACUUUUGUUCGGCUUAUUUUUCUUAUUUUUUUGUCAACAUGUUUACAUAUGACCGACCUUGAUCACUGUGGAAUAAGUGUGAGCGAGGUGGUGAUACAGAUGAGUAGUAGUAGUAUGCUACGUAAUAUAAAUUGUAUUUAAGCUUAGGUGGGAAAACAGGACUCUUGUUCUUGCAGUACAAAAAGGAAAAAAGAAAAACAUUUUAUUUUUUAUUUUCUCGUCGUUUUGUCUCGGAUGUGGGAAUCGUUGUGUCCGUAGAACUUUUAUUGUGUUUUAUUGUUCACCUCUGCUCCCACAAAUGACUUAAGUAGUAGCUUAAAUUAAUAUUCAUAAAUUAUUUGUAAUUUACACAGGGGCAGAAACGUGAGUGAGAGAGCGAGAUAGAUAUAGUGUGAGAGCGGUGACGUUAUUUGAAUGUGUGUGUAUGUACAUAAAAAACACAAUAUACUGUUAAUCUCUUUCCAGAUGAUUCUGAGUGGACGGGUAAAGCUGUGUUCCCCCUUUUAACAACAAUGAGCGAGUGUGAGUUGGAUGCCCCUCUCUUGCUCCGUGUGUUUUUGGUGCCGUUUGAUCCCAUUGGACCUUUUCUGGAAAAAAGACUUGAAUUGAAAGUGUUGGGCUCCUGAAGAGGAGCCGGGCCGCCUGUGAGAGAGGGGGGGGGGGGGGGGACGUCAAGAUUGUAGCCUACUUGAAUUGUUUUAGGUUUUUUGUUUUUAGGGAAGAUUUUUUUAAAUUUACUUUCUCUGCUUAACUCGAUCCAACUUAAAACAACACAACGCCUUAGUUCGUAUUAUAAACGUAUGACAAAGAUCUAUGCAGGACUGUAAAACGCUCAAUGCAAAGGUGCAAAGUGGUCGCUUGGCUUUCAACCUCAGCUUGUCGGCGUCGAGUGUUUGUAGAUGUUCGGUCUCGCGAGACUCCCGCUCGUCAGACGGACUGCGGCGCCACUCGCCACGCCAGCGCUUCUGCUCAUUGUGACGUGGCGCCGUUUGUGUCUGGAGUCCCGCGGCGACCGACUGCUGCAAAUGCACCACACGACAAACGAGCUCCUCCCGCCUGUUUGUCUGCUCCUCCAUUGCGGCAGAGUUCAAAUGCCCGUCGCUGUCUGAACACACCUGUGGAGAUGGAAACCUUCUGCUGAAUACCUCCGUUAACAAAACCGUUCUUCCGGAGUCUCUCGUUGACCUCGCCCGACUCGUUCCUCCUGCGUGUGUGUGUGUGUAUGUGUGUGUGUCUGACCGGCGGCACCGAGAAUGGCGCCAAAGAUUGUUUUGUAGCUCACUUGGAUGGGGUGUUGCUGGUCAGCGUGUGUGUGUGUGUGUGUGCCUGUUCAAGUGAUUAUUCUUGCACCACCCUCAACCCCCAAUAUACACCCAAGAGCGUUGAUGUGUGGUCCUUCAGGAUCUCAUUGUGAAGUCAUGUGACUGGAGCAGUGGGUGACAUCUUAUACGUUGUGCUUUCUUUGGUGUCGGGGAGGAUUAAAAAUGGCAUUUCGUGGUUAACUGGUUACUUAAUUUGGUCUUUUGUAGAUUAUUUUUGUGUCGUUUAUGAAAUUAAACAAUGGGUGGUUUUCAUGACUACUCUUCUAUACUUUU